Molecule: messenger RNA, 309 nt
Organism: Diorhabda carinulata
Lineage: Eukaryota; Metazoa; Arthropoda; Insecta; Coleoptera; Chrysomelidae
Product: ras-like protein family member 10B
Exons: 1
Coding region: 1-309 (102 amino acids)
Molecular function (GO): GTP binding; GTPase activity
Source: RefSeq, a predicted model, not a curated record
AUGCAGAAUGUUCCUUUAUUAGUUGUUGGUAAUAAACAAGAUCUAAUAGUACCUGAGGAAGGUACUAGUAAUAGUUCCAAACCAGCCAUAACGAGUAGUAACGAUGAAAAACGUAGAGAUAUAGUAAAUUUAGUGAAAAAGCAUUGGAAAUCUGGAUAUAUUGAAUGUAGCGCCAAAUAUAAUUGGAAAGUAGUAGCUGUAUUUAAAGAAUUGAUCAAUAUGAUUGACAAUUUGAGUAGUAGAGAUCAGAGUCCGAUGUUAGAUAAUAUUCAGGAAGCUCUCGAUAGGAAUAAAUGUAUUGUUAUUUGA